AUGUGCCGGUUCCUGAUUUAUUCGGGCCAGUCGCCUAUCUUGCUCUCCCACCUUAUCACUGCGCCUACGCAUAGUAUCCUCACGCAAUCUUACGACUCACGGUUGCGGCUGGACCAGACGAGACCGCACAACGGGGAUGGGUUUGGCGUGGGGUACUAUACCACUGCGCCGUCGAGCGGGAGCAGGAAACGCGGUGUCUCGGAUCCAGAGGUGAAGGAGGAGCUGAUUGAUCUUGGGCCCGAGCCGUGUAUCUUCACCUCGACGAUUCCGGCGUGGAACUGCAGGAACCUGGAGCGGUUGGCGAAUAAGACUGUCUCGCCGCUCGUCUUCGCACAUGUACGGGCGAGCACGGAGGGUGCGUUGAGCGAUAGCAAUUGUCACCCUUUCAGCCGUGGGGCGUUGAUGUGGAUGCACAAUGGUGGUAUUGGGGGGUGGAAGCUUGGUGUGAAGAGGAAGUUGGUCACGGACAUUGGGGAUCGGUGGUUUGAGAUGGUGAGCGGGAGUACCGACAGCGAGUGGGCGUUUGCAUUGUUCUUGGACACACUGGAAAAGAUGGGGUGUGAUCCUGAUGAUGCGAGGAAGCAGACGGAAGGGUUCGGGCAUACAGUGUUGAGGAAGGCGAUGUUGCGGACUAUUGAGAGGAUCAAUGGGUUUAUCAAGGCGUUGCCGGAGGAGACGAGGUCCGCGGGGGAUACGAGGAGUUUGCUGAACUUUGCUGUGGCAGAUGGGAAGUCGGUGGUGUGCACGCGGUAUGUGAGCAGUCGGAGUGAUGAAGCUGCUAGCUUGUUCUUCAGCUCGGGCACGAGCUGGCGCGAACAGAAGACCAGCCGUGAUGGGACAAGCACUCCUUGCAAGCCAGGGAAGGGCGAGUACAAGAUGGAGCGCCGCGACAAGGGGGCCGACAUCGUGUUGGUGGCAUCCGAGCCGCUCACCUUCGAGCGAGACAACUGGGUCACUGUGCCUACGAACAGCGUCCUCACCAUCCACAACCAGACUGUUCUGAUCCAUCCUAUCGUCGACGAAUACUACAACCACACGCCUAGCAUGCCGAGGAGUAGUAGGUUCGCUGCCGACAAGGGACAGACGAUCGGUGAUGGCAUUGCGGAGAAGAAGAGCACGAAGGCUGCCAUUGCAGGUCAGAGCGGUGUUGGUGGGAUGAAUGGUGGUGCUGGGGAAGCAGGACUUGCUGCUGCUUGA
Molecule: messenger RNA, 1197 nt
Organism: Saxophila tyrrhenica
Lineage: Eukaryota; Fungi; Ascomycota; Dothideomycetes; Mycosphaerellales; Extremaceae
Gene: DUG3
Product: glutamine amidotransferase subunit
Exons: 1
Coding region: 1-1197 (398 amino acids)
Biological process (GO): glutathione catabolic process
Cellular component (GO): glutathione hydrolase complex; cytoplasm
Molecular function (GO): omega peptidase activity
Source: RefSeq, a predicted model, not a curated record